Cinclus cinclus is the source of this 2157-nucleotide messenger RNA. It is a transcript of the gene STEEP1, whose product is annotated as STING1 ER exit protein 1. Lineage: Eukaryota; Metazoa; Chordata; Aves; Passeriformes; Cinclidae. The record is from RefSeq and is a predicted model, not a curated record. The coding region runs from base 808 to 1476 and encodes 222 amino acids. The transcript is spliced from 7 exons.
GUUCCCCACUUCCCCAGGGCAGGCAACGGUGUCUUGGGAAAACGCCAUCACUCCAAAUGCCCCCCGUUCCUCCUUCUCCCCCAGGUAUGUGCUGAGCAUGAGGCCGCAUGGUCUGGGAUAUCCCUUGGGUCAGCUGGGGUCAGCUGUCCUGGCUGUGUCCCCUCCCAGCUCCUUGUGCACACCCCGCCUCUCGCUGCUGGGCUGGGGUGAGGAGCAGAGAAGGCCUUGGCUCCGGGUAAACCCUGCUCAGCAGUAACAAAAACAUCUCUGAGCUAUCAGCACUGCUUCCAGCACAAAUCCAAACUACAGCCCCAUACCCGCUAUUGUGAAGGAAACCGAUUCUAUCGCUGUCAGAAACAGCACUGCAUUUUCUGUUUCCCCAGAGAGUGUUAUUUUCUACGUUUCUUUAACAGCUUUUGGAAAUAAAUAAUCUCUCCACCGUCGUGUAAAACAGGCUGCCUGGGCUCUGUUUCUCGAGCUUCUCCUCAUUUGUGAUGUCAUAUAAUCCACCUGUGUGGGGAGGCUGCUGAAGAAAGAGAUACGGGAGAAAACCCAGAGAAAGAAAGUUAACAUUGUUAUCACGGCCGCACUGCGAACCUGCUGUUCCGGACCUUUCCCAGCCUGUGCAGCAAGAACCGUGCGAGCUCCAGGCGCUUGUCAAAAACCUUGUCCCGCGCCCGGCCUUUGGAGGCGCAGGAGCUCCGGGAGCCGCCGGGCUCUGCGCUCCCCGGAGUCCCGCGGGGCCGCCCCGGCGGGCGGAGCCGGGUGCGCGGGGCCGGGCCAGGCGGCUCCGAGCCCGCCGCCGCCAUGCCCAAGGUGGUGUCGCGGUCCGUCGUGUGCUCCGACACCCGUGACCGCGAGGAGUACGACGAUGGGGAGAAGCCGCUGCACGUCUACUACUGCCUGUGCGGGCAGAUGGUGCUGGUGCUCGAUUGCCAGCUGGAGAAACUGCCCAUGCGGCCGCGGGACCGCGCCCGCGUGAUGGACGCCGCCAAGCACGCCCACAAGUUCUGCAACGCCGAGGAGGAGGAGAGCGUCUUCCUGCGCAGACCCGAAGGCAUAGAGCGGCAGUUCAGGAAGAAGUGUGGCAAGUGUGGACUGCUGCUCUUUUAUCAACACCAACAGAAAAAUGCUCCUGUGACAUUCAUUGUUGAUGGGGCUGUGGUCAAAUUUGGCCAGGGUUUUGGGAAAACAAACAUAUAUACUCAGAAACAAGAACCUCCCAAAAAGGUGAUGAUGACCAAACGGACCAAAGACAUGGGCAAGUUCAGUUCUGUCACAGUCUCCACAAUUGAUGAAGAGGAGGAAGAAAUUGAAGCGAGGGAGAUUGCAGACUCAUAUGCACAGAAUGCAAAAGUGAUUGAGAAACAGCUGGAACGCAAAGGCAUGAGUAAGAAAAGGCUACAAGAAUUGGCUGAGUUGGAAGCCAAGAAGGCCAAGAUGAAGGGAACCCUGAUUGAUAACCAAUUCAAAUGAAAUGCUGUGUAUCUGCUGAGAAUUUGGAGACAGGAGAAGACUACCAAGAGCUAUUACAGUCCUGUCAACAAAGCAGAAGUAACAGACAAUGUUCAAGAGUUACACUGUGCUGCAGCCAGCUUGGAGGAUGAGAACCUCUCUGUAUUCCUCUGUAUAAGUGAUAUUCUGGGUACCAGUCUUAACUCCAAUGGCACUGGAGACUUUGCACAAACUGCAGUUCUCUACAGACCCAGUGUUAUGAGCAGGCUGUUCCAGGUAGAAUAUUUACUUUGCUGGGUGUCUUCCCAAGUUCACCUUUACAUACCUGUCUUUUAAUUUUGGAGUUUUUUAAAGUGGUUCCUUGAAUAUACUGGAACGACGGGUAACUGUACAACAGAGAAAUCCUUACAAAAGUAAGCUCUAUGUCUGUUGUUCAUUUUACUAUUUUAAAUGUGUCCAAAAGGUGCAGCAGCCUGAGCCAUGCCAUUCCAACACAGUCUGGAACAACGGAGAUGCAAGGCUUGGGCAUGGUGCUGCUGCUCACCCUGUCCUGCCAGAGGCAGCCAGCACUGCAGCCUCAACUCCUGCUGAACAUCACAAGGCUGCAGUUGUACAGAAUUACAUGGUCACAACAGUCACAUAAAAGAAUAAAAAACUCCAAGCCUGUUUUAAACUACUGUAAAUAAAAACUGCUACUAAUGA